AUGUACGUCUUACUCGAGGCGUGCGAGACUUUCUCCGACAAGAUCAUCGGCUCCGGUGUUACCGUAGCGAUGGACAACUUCUUCACGGGAGCCGCCCUUCUGCGAUGCCUCGCUACGCGCGACAUUUUCGCCGUCGGGACUCUUACGCGGCAACCGCACGGGGUGGAUCUCGCCAACUACAUCUGGUCGAAGGAGGGCAUGAAGGCGACGGAGCGUGGGCAGAUGCUGACGGCCCGCUCGGACGAGCUCGUGAUCGUCAAGAAGAUCGACUCCCAGGAGUGUACGGCGGCGUUGGAGGCAGCGACCCAAGACGGAGGAGUCGGUGACGCCGGGGAGGCCGGGGAGGCCGGGGAGGGAGGAGCAGCCGCGGACAGUUGCGAUCUCACGGUGGCAGAGCUUCGCGAGUUUCAAUCCCUCAAGAAGGCCAUGAAGGUGGAGCGUGUUGACUGGGACCGUAGGCUCGCGAAUCACCUCAUGUCCUUGUGCAGUGUAGGUCACACCGAGACGGGGGCAAGACGCGCGACAAAAGCUGUUGAGACCUACAGCGUGAAGGACGCAAAGUCAUCCCUUGUAUGUUAUGGGGGGAUUUGCGAGAAGACCGCAAAGGCCAGCCGGUACACGGGGAGUAGGACUCGGGGUGUAUGCUGGUGUGAUGCUUGCACGGAUGGGUUGGGGAAGGACCGGGCGUUGAUCCUGUGCACGAUGUGCCACAGAGUACCAGCAGCGCAUGUUACCGCUAGAAAACAUGCCGCCGAGAGAAAGUACAAGCCCAACUCUUGGUCGGAGGUGACAGCUAUGUAAUUUGUUGUUGAUUGAUUGUGAUGUUGACAUGUGCAAAAAUAGUACCGGCAAGUGAUCAUGUCGCCGCCGCCAGAAAACUAUCGGGGUGUGUAUGUGCUCCUAGUUGUGCAUGUCGCAGUCGUGGG
Ectocarpus sp. CCAP 1310/34 is the source of this 926-nucleotide messenger RNA. The record is from the annotation of a GenBank genome assembly. Lineage: Eukaryota; Phaeophyceae; Ectocarpales; Ectocarpaceae.